Glycine soja is the source of this 1801-nucleotide messenger RNA. Its product is annotated as probable sugar phosphate/phosphate translocator At3g17430. Gene Ontology annotation, cellular component: trans-Golgi network; Golgi apparatus; endosome. The record is from RefSeq and is a predicted model, not a curated record. Gene Ontology annotation, molecular function: antiporter activity. The transcript has 10 exons. Bases 158 to 1282 code for a protein of 374 amino acids. NCBI's taxonomy places the organism in Eukaryota, Viridiplantae, Streptophyta, Magnoliopsida, Fabales, Fabaceae.
GUGAAGGACAAAAUCUCGGAUUUAUCGCACCUAGCUUCCUUUGUUGCAAUUUCGGUCGCGUUGCUCUGAUUCUGAUUUUAUGUGUUCCAAUCUCUGGCCUGCCUGCCUGCAUUCGCCAUUCUAUUUUUUCAGAUCAUCAUAGCCUAGCCGGUUAGAUAUGGCAGUCGCUAUGGCUAUAAUGACCAAGCAGCAUCUGCUGACCUACAUCUACCUUCUAGUUUACAUUUCACUUUCAUCAGGGGUUAUUCUGUACAACAAGUGGGUCCUCUCCACAUUGUAUUUUAAUUUUCCAUUUCCAAUAACACUCACUAUGAUCCAUAUGGCUUUUUCUGGUGCGGUGGCCUUUUUCCUUAUCCGUGUUUUGAAGGUUGUGUCGCCAAUUAAAAUGACCUUCCAUAUAUAUGCAACUUGUGUGGUCCCUAUAAGUGCCUUCUUUGCAGCUAGUCUGUGGUUUGGGAAUACUGCUUAUUUGUACAUUUCAGUGGCCUUCAUCCAGAUGCUUAAAGCCCUGAUGCCAGUAGCAACAUUUGUUGUGGCCGUUACUUGUGGAACUGAGAAAUUAAGGUGUGAUGUAUUCUGGAACAUGGUGCUGGUCAGUGUUGGAGUUGUCAUUUCCUCCUAUGGGGAAAUUCAUUUUAAUGUGCUUGGUACAGUUUAUCAGGUCACGGGAAUAGUUGCUGAAGCUUUAAGACUGGUUUUAACUCAAGUUCUUCUUCAAAAGAAGGGCCUGACACUAAACCCUAUUACUAGCUUGUAUUACAUAGCACCUUGCAGCUUUGCAUUUCUUUUUAUCCCAUGGUAUAUCCUUGAGAAGCCUGAGAUGGAAGAUCCACAUAUGCAGUUUAACUUCUGGGUAUUUUUCUCGAAUGCACUUUGUGCUUUCGCAUUGAAUCUUUCCACAUUUUUAGUGAUUGGCAGAACUGGGGCAGUAACUAUUCGGGUGGCUGGAGUUUUGAAAGACUGGUUACUUAUCACUCUUUCAACUGUCUUAUUUCCUGAAUCAAAGAUUACCGGGCUUAAUGUUAUUGGCUAUGCUAUUGCUUUAAGUGGUGUUGUUUUUUACAACUACCUUAAGGUCAGGGAUGUUCGCACAUCUCAACUUCAAAGUAUCCAAGAUGAAUCAGCAAAGGAGCUGCAGACGGAGAAGAAAGCAGAUGAUGCCAUGGACAACAAAGAUGAGGCUUCAUGGAAUGAUUCAGUUUCUGAUACUCAUUUAGAUGAAGAAGCACCUCUAAUCUCUUCGCGGAUAUCUCAUUUUGGAGUUGGAAGAAAGCCAGCUUAGUGGCAAUCUAGCUUAGAGUCUAUAAAGAAAAUCUCAUAUUGGAAGAAAGCCAGCUUAGCAGCAACCUAGCUUUUAGGGACAAAGAGCUUGCAGGAACCAAAUCAAAGUAUCUGUCUUACCUUUCUUCCCAAAAGGAACACACAAACGCCUCCUUCCAAAAGAAGAGGGAUAAAGCAAGGAGAAAAAAAAAAGAGCGGAGGAAACAUGCAUAUUCUUUUGAUAGAGUUUAUUAGUUUCAUGUUUAAAGUAUAUCCAGUAGUAAAUCGAUUCAUUCUUGUAUAGGCUUGGCUUGACCAUGCAGUGAGGGUUCUGUUUCCUCCAAAUGCACCGUCUCUUAUAACUGAUUGAUGAUUCUUGAGUUGUCAGUUGCUAGUGUAGCCAAUAUGGAAACGCAGAUUGACUACUGUUAAUUUUAGUUUAGUUAAAAUUUGAAAAUGAUAUGGUUCAACAACUGCUGUGCCACCUCAUUUUCUCCGGGACCUGCCUGCAUCUUAAAAUGAAAACUUUUCCAUUUCAUCC